Messenger RNA from Ahaetulla prasina, 543 nucleotides. RefSeq lists its product as uncharacterized. The annotation marks the transcript as partial. Lineage: Eukaryota; Metazoa; Chordata; Lepidosauria; Squamata; Colubridae. The transcript has a single exon. The record is from RefSeq and is a predicted model, not a curated record. Gene Ontology annotation, molecular function: nucleic acid binding. Gene Ontology annotation, biological process: DNA integration.
AUGGACUCGGAAAUUGCUGAGAGGGUAGGGAAAUGCCAGGCCUGCCAGGAGUCCAGACCGCUACCCCCAACGGCCCCGAUUCGGGAAUGGGAGAGACCCCAGGGCCCCUGGUCUAGGAUCCAUAUCGAUUUUGCAGGCCCCUUUCACGGCCAAACCUUCCUGGUAGUAGUCGAUGCCUACUCCAAAUGGCUGGAAAUCAUUCUCAUGAGAUCCAUGACAGCCGAGGCCGUGAUCUCAGUCCUACGGCACCUCUUUGUAACCCAUGGGUUGCCCGACACUUUAGUCUCCGAUAACGGCCCGCAAUUCACGGCAACCCAGUUUGAGGGGUACUUGGCAGAGGAGGGCAUCCGGCAUGUCCUCUCGGCGCCUUUCCACCCUGCGACGAACGGCCUUGCAGAACGUUUCGUUCGGAGCGCAAAGGAAGCAUUGUCCAGAAUCAAGCCAGCCGAUUGGCAAACAAACAUCGAUACAUUCCUAGCAGUCCAACACAGAACCCCCUGUGUCACAACUGGCCGCAGCCCGGCCGAACUAUUAAUGGGUCGG